Molecule: messenger RNA, 601 nt
Organism: Eubalaena glacialis (North Atlantic right whale)
Lineage: Eukaryota; Metazoa; Chordata; Mammalia; Artiodactyla; Balaenidae
Gene: CD69
Product: CD69 molecule
Exons: 5
Coding region: 1-600 (199 amino acids)
Cellular component (GO): external side of plasma membrane
Source: RefSeq, a predicted model, not a curated record
AUGAAUUCUGAAGAUUGUUCUGCAACAGAGACCAGCUCCUUGCAUCUGAAAAGAAGACAACAAAAUAAUGCCACCAGGCCUCAUUUUGCAGAUCAUGAAGGGUCCAUUCAAGUUCCCAUCCCAUGUGCUGUAGUGAACGUGGUCUUCAUCACCACUCUAAUCAUAGCUCUCGUUGCUUUAUCAGUGGGCCAGUACAACUGUCCAGGCCAAUAUCUGUCCUCGGUGUCACCAAACACCCAUGUUUCUUCAUGCUCAGAUGAUUGGAUAGUAUACCAGGGGAAAUGCUACCUUAUUUCCAAGAAAACAAGGAACUGGACCUUGGCCCAAAACUUUUGCUCCAAACACGGUGCCACUCUUGCUGUCAUUGAUUCUGAAGAGGACAUGACCUUUUUAAAACAACAUGUGGGUAGAACUGAACACUGGAUUGGGCUGAAAAAUGAAGCUGACCAGAUGUGGAAAUGGUCAAAUGGCAAAAAAUUUAAUAACUGGUUCAACCUUACAGGAUCUGAGAACUAUUGUGCAUUUCUGAACAACACAGAGGUCAGCAGCACAGAAUGUGAAAAGAAUUUACACUGGAUAUGUAGCAAACCCUCCAAAUAAA